GUGCACUCUCUCGCCGUCACAAAACGUGUUCUGCCGACAUUGACAGUUCCCAACAUGUCGUCCUCACUUUGGGCGGCGGCCGCGCAAAAUAGCAUUGGAAAUAAACAGACGGCCGGCAUCGCGCCAGGCGCCUUUAGUGCCAUCGCGCCAGCAAGGUCGUUCGGUGACUUAUCUCGGCCAAGUGGCGGAACCUCUGUCUUCGACGCUCCUUCUGGGAGCAAUGACUUCGAUAUGUCUGGUCUAGAGAGCGAGGCGGCUGUUUUGGGUGGUGGAUCUGGUCAGAAUGCGUUUGGUGCUGCGCGACCAGUCGUGAACGCUUUCGGAGGGUCGACAUCGUUCAGUCAACCCAACCCCAGUUCCUUCCCACCAUCAUCUCAGCCAUCUGCAAAUGCCUUCGGUCAACCAUCCCAACGUGCAGAAAGCGCAUAUAUGCAGCCUUCUCAAGGUUCCACAAAUGCCUUUGGCCAGCCUACAACUUCCAGCUUUAGCCAAGCGAGACCAUCUGCGUUUGGACCGGGCGGUUCGGGUAUGGCUACUACAACACAGUCUGCGUUCGGACCCGGAAGGUCGGGAGUGCCAAGUGCUGUACCUGCUCAGACAACAAGCGGAUCUGCAUUUGGACCUGGGGGAAUGGGUCCUCCGUCAGGGGCAACCAUGACGUUUGGCAGGCCGGCGCAGAGCACAUUCGGUCAGCCAGCGGCACCCCCGCCCAUGACUUUCGGUACUCCUGCUCAGAGUACCUUUGGACAGCCGACAAAUCCGUCUGUAUUUCCUCAGUAUAGAUCACCCGCCCCUCCACCCGCUCCAAGGUCUGGAUAUGUGUCUACACCAGUGUGGAACCAACCAGCUCCAGCAGUGCCAGGGCUCGGCCAACCAGUGCCUGUUACUGGAGCCACUGCUCAGGCCCCAGGUACAACACCCAGCCAGGCUUCCCUCCCUCGCUUUGGAUCAGCCGCACCAACUCCCAACACCUUCGGCAGCGCUCCAUCUCCCGCUGCAAUGCAGCCUACCACGCCAGCUUUUGCGACAUCUACUCCAUCUAAAGAAGUUACGGAUGCUUUCUUCAAGACUGUAUUUGCCAAGAAGACCCAACCUCCCGCAACACCCCCUUCUGUUGCUGCUUUCUCUUCUACUCCCGCAAAUACGCCGCCUGCUCCAAGCUUUGGCAAAGCUGUACCGCCUUCAUCUUCUGCAGCUGGUGCUACGACAACCGCUGUUCCUCUAACCGCAUCUGAUGAUGCAGCGACCACACAGGCGAAAGCAAAUGCCUUCUUCUCGGGACUAUUCAAGAAGUCUGAAUCAGGGCCGGUCGCCAGCACGCCAAAGAUUGAAGAACCAAUACCUGCUCCGGUGGUGCCCUCGACGCCCGUGAAGGGAAAAUCGCCGGCCACGGUGGAACCUAGUAUCUCUACCACGCCUCCUGGACCUCCGCCUGCAUCGAAAUCAAAGGAAGAAGCCAAGACUGUACAGGACCACUCCAACGCAUUGGCCGCAUUCGCUAUGAAAGCGGCAGACAAAUCGUCUUCAGAGCUUGCGACACUGUCUCUGGGUAAUAAAGCUGCCGAUGCGGCUGUUAAGAGAAAGGAGGCGGAGCAGAGUCGAAAAACCGAAGAAGCUGCUGCUGUCGAAGCGGAGGGCAAAUCCGCCGAGGCAUUCAAGGCAUUUCGAACUCAAGAUCCAUUCGAGCGAUUCAAGACAGCACCAGCCCCCUCAUGGCUUGAUGCACCGCGGGAGAAGGCGGACUGGGAGAUUAAGCUGGAUGAGGCGAGGAAGAAACGGGAAGCAGCGGGCGCACAGACUGAAUUCGACAACUCUGCUUUCACGAGCGCUCAAAUUGAAGAACGGCGGAGGCAGAGAGCUGAAGAGCAUCAAUUAGAGCAUGAUGAUUCCGACGAGGAAGAGGGAGAGGAAAAGGAAGAGGACAAGAAAAAAGAAACCUCGGACACAGAGGAAAAGGAAGAGAAAUUCCCUGAGGAGAAACUGACAAGCAAGGAACCGGUUCAGAAGGAGUCUUCGGCAGCAAAACCGACGUCGAUUGGCACUAAACUUGAUAGCAACCUGUUGGGCCUUUCACUUGGAUCGCCUCCAUCUAAAGAGCUGCCAGUAUCUGUGGGAGAGAAGUCUUCGCCCAAGGCUGCCGAAAUUUCAAAACCUGCAAGUGUUCCUUCAACGGGCCCUACUACCAAUCCUCCUCGCCUUUCCCCUAGUCCUACAGCUAUAGCCGCACAGACGUCUGGUGGGAGUUCACCACGAUCGCUGCCCCCGAUUUCGCGCCCUCCUUCCGCUUUUGCACCCAUCAAGAGUUCUCCCCUUGCCACCGCAACAGUCGUCGCCAACGAACCCAUUAUACCCGCUAAGGCACCAUCUACAUCACUCAGUUUCAAUCUCGGUAAGAAGGCUCCGGCCAACAAGCCGCCAGCUUCGUCGAAGUUAGACGAAGUGAGAAAAAUACAACCGGAGGAAGUUUUGACUCCUUCGGCUACGCUUCCCUUACUUGGUCAGCUCUCCUUGUCCACCUCGAAGGAAGGGUCACCGGUCACCAAGCCUGCGCAGCCCUUGAAACCAAACCCAAUGGGAGGAUGGCCAGAAGACCCGGUGCCUAAGUUCCGCCUGGAAACUUCUGUAUCGCCUGACAGCAAGGUGGAGAGCACUUCCCGAGAGCUGGAAAAAGCCCGGCUGGCUAUUGACGAAGGCCUGCGCCAAAUACGUGCGACUGUGGAGAAAUGUCGUGCCUAUCAUGAAUUAUUGAAAAAACCAUCGCCUAAUAGUAAAGGCCUCGAGCAGCUCACUGAAACAAAACGCUGGAAUUUCGCGGACUUGAACUCAUUGAAGGCCAGCGUGAAUGACGUGCUGGCGGGUACAGGCCCUCUCAGAGAUAAAACCUUGCAGUACAGGCGAGCAUCUCUUGAGAUUGACUCCCUGGUUCUCAAAGCGGAGACAAAGAAAGAAGAGUGCGCAAGAUUCAAGCGGGCACAUGAUGACAAGGACUUUGAGUCUAUCAUGCGUGUUCCCCACUUAGGACCGGAGCAAAGCGAAAAUCAAGCGAAGCUUCGACAUGGGUCUCUUUUGGUUCACAAUCAGAUUGAGAGACUAGAAGAUUAUGUCGCCGGUGUUAGAGCCAAAGUCGUCCAGAGGAAGAACGGUGUGAAGCCUUUAACAGGUCCUACCUUAGAUACCGUCAAUCGCACGAUCCGUAAUUUGGACACUGCAGCCGCGACGGAACUCAUCACGCUGCAGGGAUUGAACGAUCGUCUCCAAGGGGCGAAAAGAAUUAAUCGUGCCCAUGCACCCCUUCAGCGGGGAACUGAAGAAAGUAUGGAUGCUCUCGGCACAGAGAUGUUGAACCUUCCGUCCACCACAGCUCAAGCUCAAUCUGCAUCCGCACCAUCGACUGUAUCCGCUACUCGCCUCAAGCAAGCGUUCCUUGCUACUCGCAUCACACCUCUUGUGAAUACUAUGGCCAGUCAAUUUGCCACUGCGAGGAAUCCUGCCAUCCUUGAGACCGAUCUCAGUCUGGCCCUCUAUAGCGGACCUUUGACGCUCCAUAUGGCACUUGCUGAAGAAGAGCUUGGCCAGUCUCUCAAGGAAUUAUCUCCACUGGCCACAAAGGAAAUCCAGGCCCUAGAAGCUCCGCAGUCAGUCGAACAGGCCACAGUGAAGAGAAUAGAGGUCAAACUGGAAGGAAAUACUCCAAUUGUCGAACAAGAAACGGAAACGACUGCCGUGCCCUUCAAUAUUUCUGGACCUCUCCCAGCCGGGUGGGAAGCGUGGAAAAAUGCCCCCUACAAACCGCUAACGAUUGACCCUUCGUUACGUACAUCCCGACGGGCGCCUAGGCACGCAUUGAGCGAACGGUCUGCUCUGAAAAGCACAGAUGUAUCUAAGGAACCAGCACAUGGAACAUUGGGUCCUGCUUCCCAAAGCCCAGCCCCUAUUCCCAACACGGCAGAUCUCAGCGCGAAUGAAACAGGCUCAAGUGCUUCAGGCGCCCCGAAGCCUCCUAUUUGGCCCUCUCUUAUACCAGCCACAAGCACUGUAGUGCCGCCUUUAGGAUCGAUCCCGCCACUAGCUCGAAAGGAUUUCCUUGGCUCUUUGCCACCCGUCAAGAAGGAUAACAUACCUGUUUCCCAACCUACGAAGCCAAUCAGUAUCAAACCUACUGUGUUCAUGCCUUUGAUGGGCAAACAGACCCAAGUCCCUACAGCAGAAGAACUACGGCAGAAAGCACAGCUUGCUUGGGGCAAUCUAGGCUCUUCGAGCGACUCUGCUUCGAAGGACUCUGCUUCGAAGCCAUCCCUGAGUUGGGACCCUUCGAAGUUCUUGUCACCUGCAUCGUCCAGCUUAGCUCCAGCUGCGCCACUGCAAAUUCCUGCGGCUUGGAAGGCCGUUUUGAGUGCCCCAGAUCCAACGAAAACGCCAUCGAGCGGGCCAGGGAGCGGACCACCUUCGAAGACAGCAAUUCCUGUGGAAGAGCCGCAGCGCCCCGAAAAUCAGCCUAGUCCCUCCGUCACGUUGAACACACAACCCGCAGAAGGGUCAGCGAAAGACGUGCAGGCAUCUGUGCGUCACUCUUCUCUAGGGGCGGUUAGUGAUGCGUCAAAUGCAACUCCCAUGGCGGUCGCCGCACAAUCAAAGGCGUCCCACUCCCCACCUUUACCAAAGGUUGCGCCGAUCACCAGUGCCCCUUCCAUAAGCCUGCCAGAAAGUGUGGUCAAAGUGGAUGAAACGAAAACUACACCCUCCAAGGCCUUCGACUUCGCGUCGCUUACAAAGAACGCCGUCACCUCCGCCAACCCAGGAGCUCCAUCCUUCUCAGAACUUGUCAAAAUAUCUGAGCUAUCAUCAUCAACAACCAACGCAGCACCUAAGGCAGCCACGAACACCGUGGCGGAGGCAGAGGCGCCCAAAACUCCACCACCCCGUCCCAGUCCCAAUCUUGCGCAGAUGAAUGUGCGUUCCCCUCCACUACAAGCGAUGUUCGGAAGUAAAUCAUCUUCAUCUCAACAAUCUGUUACCGUUUCGGAGGAUUCUACAGCACCCCUUCUGUCGCUGCCGCCAGCUCCAAUGAAGUCUGCAUUUGGUCCUGGCGGAUCUGGUAUGGCUUCUUCACCCAAUCCGUCAGCUUCCAGUAAGUCAGCCUUUGGACCUAGUGGGUUUGGACUGCGUGCUCCCCGCCCUCCUGCGACAACAACCGGAUCUAGAUCUGCUUUUGGUUCUGGUGGAAGCGGUGCCCCUACCCCCUUGCAUGAAGACACCAAUCCGCCUGGCAUCCAGUCUCCCACGCCAGCGCCUGUCGGAGGCACCUUCGGGAUGCAUUCAGGUGGUGCGUCCGGCGCAUUUGCCCAUUCUUCCGCGCCUCGAAGCAUCUUUGCAAAGCCAGAGGGUUGGACGUCUUCAGCAUGCAGCAACAACACAGGCAAUGUUUUCAAGCCCGUAACUGUAGUACCCACCUCAAGCAGUCAGAGCGGUAGCUCCGAUUGGGCGAAGCGUUUCGGACACCUGCAAAACGCCACAGACGAAGAAGAAGAGGACGCCGAUGGGGACCCGGAUCCCAGCACAUCGCAUGGUAAUUACUCAGAGGUGGACUAUCGCGGACAGGCCACCGAACUGUCUGAUCUCGAGGAGGCCGAGGAGGAGUACGAAGUUGUUGAUGAAUAGUUACGACGCUUGUAGAUAUACCUCUACAACCAGAUCUCCUAGUCUCUCUGCAAUUGAUUUUACAUCA
Messenger RNA from Dacryopinax primogenitus, 5725 nucleotides. RefSeq lists its product as uncharacterized. NCBI's taxonomy places the organism in Eukaryota, Fungi, Basidiomycota, Dacrymycetes, Dacrymycetales, Dacrymycetaceae. The coding region runs from base 55 to 5658 and encodes 1867 amino acids. The transcript is spliced from 7 exons. The record is from RefSeq and is a predicted model, not a curated record.